AUGCGGGAAGCCGAACCUUCUCUCAGCGAGAAGGCGUUUGUGCUCCAGGCGAUUGAGGAGAAGCAGCGGGUGGACGGUAGAGGGCUCGAGGAUUACAGGCCGCUUGAGCUCACGUUCGGCGAUGAUCACGGCGUGGCGGAGGUCCAGCUUGGAAAGACAAGGGUCCUCGUCAAAGUCUCCGGCGAAGUCUCCACGCCCUACACCGACCGCCCCUUCGACGGCAUCUUCACAAUCGCCGCCGAGCUCAGCCCCUCAUCUCGCCCGCAAGACGAUUCGGCGAUCCGGCGCGCUGGACGUCGAGUCGCUGUGCCUCAUCGCCGGCAAGAAGUGCUGGGCGCUCCGGGCCGACGUGCACGUGCUCUCCUGGACGGCAACCUCGUCGACGCCGCGUGCGUGGCCGUGGUGGCGGCGCUACGGCACUUUCGCAAGCCCGACUCGAGCACCGAGGGCGAGUCGCUUCUUCGGCGACGAGGGGACAAGGGCGUCGUCGUGGACGCCACCUGGCUCGAGGAGCAGGUCCGCUCCGGGAGCUGCACCGUCGGCAUGAACAAGCACGGCGAGAUUUGCCAGGUGUCCAAGCUCGGUGGUGCCCCCGUGGAGGCGGUCGCGCUCUUGCAGUGCGGGAACCUGGCGCUGGCCAAGGUCAAGGAGUUUUCGGACCUGCUGGAUGCCAAGCUGGCGGAGGAUGCUAAGAGGAGGGACAAGGGCGGGCUCAUUGCACAAUUAUCGGCGGAGAACGAUAGGUGA
This is a messenger RNA of Parascedosporium putredinis, 747 nucleotides long. The record is from the annotation of a GenBank genome assembly. NCBI's taxonomy places the organism in Eukaryota, Fungi, Ascomycota, Sordariomycetes, Microascales, Microascaceae.